Messenger RNA from Salvia splendens (bonfire salvia), 540 nucleotides. RefSeq names its product probable galacturonosyltransferase-like 4. Gene Ontology annotation, molecular function: glycosyltransferase activity. NCBI's taxonomy places the organism in Eukaryota, Viridiplantae, Streptophyta, Magnoliopsida, Lamiales, Lamiaceae. The transcript has a single exon. The record is from RefSeq and is a predicted model, not a curated record. The coding region runs from base 1 to 540 and encodes 179 amino acids. Gene Ontology annotation, cellular component: Golgi apparatus.
AUGACGAAGCCGCGAAUCCUGAUCGCCACUCUCCUUCUCCUCGCACACUCCGCCGCUUCCCACCCCCAAUUCAACGAGGCCCCCGCAUUCCGCAACGGCAAUUCCUGCUCGAGCGACGUGGUCCACAUCGCCAUGACCCUGGACUACUCCACCCCUUACCUCCGCGGCUCCAUCGCCGCCGUCCUCUCCGUCCUCCAGCACUCCACCUGCCCUGAGAACACCGUCUUCCACUUCCUCUCCAUCCCUCUCCACCAUCCCCUCCUCUGCUCCACCCUCUCCGCCGCUUUCCCCUUCCUCCGCUUCCACCUCUACCCCUUCCACCCCUCCACCGUCCUCCCCCUCAUCUCCUCCUUCGUCCGCCAAGCCCUCGACCAGCCCCUCAACUACGCCUGCAUCUACCUCCCCGACCUCCUCUCUCCCUCCCUCCGCCGCAUCAUCUACCUCGACUCCGACCUCAUCGUCGUCGACGACAUUGCCAAUUUAUGGAAUAUCAACCUGUUGGGAAAAGUGGUGAUAAUUAUCACAGAGUAUCAAAAAUAA